This is a messenger RNA of Leptopilina boulardi, 1286 nucleotides long. Its product is annotated as lysozyme c-1-like. The transcript has a single exon. The record is from RefSeq and is a predicted model, not a curated record. NCBI's taxonomy places the organism in Eukaryota, Metazoa, Arthropoda, Insecta, Hymenoptera, Figitidae. The coding region runs from base 158 to 628 and encodes 156 amino acids.
UAUAUCAAAAGCAAAUUUUCCGCGGAAACAGUAACGAAUAUUAUCUCAUUAUCAGUCACUUGAAAACAGUUUAGUCGAUUCUUCAUAUGUCGUAAAAUUUCUUUUAUUACAAAUACAACACUGUCACAACUAAUUCAUCGUGGCAUAUAAUUAUAAAAUGCGCAUUUGUACUCUAUUCUUCAACUGCUUCUUCUUCUUCUAUUUCUUCUUUACAUUAUUAGCAAUCAUCAUUGGUUCAUCACAAGCAAAAAUAUUAAGUCGAUGUGAGGCAGCAAAAGAACUUAUAAAAGGUGGUAUCUCAAAGACAUUUCUCAGCAAUUAUGUUUGUCUUAUGGAAAAAGAAAGUGGACUUGAUACCAAAAAAAUCUCUGGUCCCAAGGGACAAUCAAGCUUUUCAUAUGGUAUUUUUCAAAUAAGCAGCGGUAAAUGGUGCACUCGCGGUCGUACAGGUGGACUUUGCAUGAAAAAAUGUGAAGAUUUCGCUGACGAUAAUAUUCAAGAUGACAUUGUGUGUGCGAGAAAAAUUCAAGAGAAAGAAGGAUUCAAAUAUUGGAAUGGUUGGGUGAAAAAGUGUAAAAAUCAAACUCUACCCAAUGUUUCGAAUUGUAAACGCAAACGAAAGCGAUAAGUCAGAAGAAAAUUUUUUUAAAAAUAAAUUUUCAAAAAUCAUUAAAAGGAAGAAAAAUAAAAAAUAAAACAAAAUUUGUAAGCUUUACUUUUUUUUUUAAUUUAUAUGGAAGUUGAAUAUUUUACUUUAUAUAUUGUUGCACGGAUAUAUAACCGUAAUACAGGAUGCGAAAUAAUUGAGUUUAUCUUCAGACAUGGGAUAAUAUUCUCCGACUCUGUCAUAAUUUUUGGUUUGUGAAUAAAAGUGAAAGUGUUCGUGAGAUUCUGAUAGAAUCGGCGUUGUAUUAUAGCCUGGCGUAACUUUGUGACGAGUCUCAAACAUCUUCCUUAUAAACUGCAUUCACAAAAAUGUCCAUAAAAUUCAGUAAAAUAUUAGAUUUAAUAAAUGUUUAAAUUAUAAAAAUGAAAAGUUCUUGAAAUCAUAAAAUUCUUUUAUAUAUUAUACACUCAUUUUAAAAUUUAUUUUUAUUUAUUUAUUUUUUUUUUUGAAACACGACAUUAACUUUUACUUCUUUUUCCUUAUUUGCAUUGAUUUUAUUGUGUCUAUAUAACAAAACUGAAAACGAAUGUUAUUUCCUCUAGAGAGAGAGAGAGAGAGAAAAUGUAUAUUAUGCCAUUUUGUAAAAACGUAAAUCAAAAUAUAUUUUCAAUUUUCUACA